Prorocentrum cordatum is the source of this 890-nucleotide messenger RNA. The record is from the annotation of a GenBank genome assembly. Lineage: Eukaryota; Dinophyceae; Prorocentrales; Prorocentraceae.
AGGCCAGGGCGGCGGAGGAGGCGCUGCGGGCACGGCUGGCCAGACUGGAGGACGAGGGGGCGGAGCUGCAGCUGCAGGCCACUGCCUUGUCCGAGGCCAAGGCGGUGGAGGAUGCCUUGCGGGCGCAGCUGGGCAGGCUGGAGGGCGAGAAGGACGAACUCCAGAAGCAGGCCGAUGCUCUGGGCGAGGCCAAGGCCUCGGAGGCGGCGCUGGCGGCGCAGCUCGCGCGGCGGGAGGCCGAGGGGGCCGAGCUGAGGCAGGCCGGACUCCGCGAGGUACGGCAGGCGCUGGCCGACGCGUGCGCCGAGGCCAAAGCCGCCGAGGAGGCCCUCUCAGCGCAGGUCAGCAGGCUGGAGUCCGAGAAGAUUGAGCUCCAGCAGCAGGCCAAAGCCGCCGAGGAGGCCCUCUCAGCGCAGGUCAGCAGGCUGGAGUCCGAGAAGGUUGAGCUCCAGCAGCAGGCCAAAGCCGCCGAAGAGGCCCUCUCGGCGCAGGUCAGCAGGCUGGAGUCCGAGAAGGUUGAGCUCCAGCAGCAGGCCAGCGCGACGGAGGAGGCGCUGGCGGAACAGGUCCGCGGGCUGCGGUCCGAGAAGGACGAGCUCGGGCACCAGGCCAGAAACGCGGAGGAGGCGCUGGCAGCCCAGGUCUCCAGGCUGGAGUCCAAUAGUGCGGAGCUCCAGCGGCAGGUCGACGCGUGCGCCGAGGCCAGAUCCGCGGAGGAGGCGCUGGCAGCGAAGGUCUCCAGGCUGGAGUCCGACCAGGCAGAGCUUCAGCGGCAGGCCGACGCGUGCGCCGAGGCCAGAGUCACGGAGGAGGCGUUGGCAGCGCAGGUCUCAAGGCUGGAGUCCGAUAGGGCGGAGCUCCAGCGGCAGGCCGACGCGUACGCCGAGGCC